AACAACUCAAAGGUGUGGAGUUGUCUCCAUUUAGAACUGUAGGAGAAUAUUUUAACGAAAUACCCACAAACAAUGACAUCCAUAUUAUCGUACAAGCACCUGCCACUACUGGUCAAGAGCGUAUUAAUAUACAAAAUCAUAAUCUUGGUUAUCUGCCUCGGCAAGAUGGUCUUGGUGGUACAAAACUACUUUAUUCGGCGAAUCAUGAAACUUUCGAGGGUAUAUCUCUUACCGACCCUGACAUUAGCUAUAGAUCCAAAGUUGUAUUUUCGUUAGUCGAAGAGCUUAUAAAGAGAAAGAUCAUACUUGUCCGGGCUCCUCCCUACUCUGGAAAAACAUCAUUAUCCCAGCUUAUGGAAUAUCAUUUGGUUAACUCGCCAGGAUAUUCAAAGUAUAGAAUAAUAAGAGUUUCGAUGCUUUGGGGAUCAGUUGUGGGAGUGGAUUGCAGUUGGGAGACGUUUGGAGAGCUAUGGAAGAGGGUUAUCGGUGUAAGUUGGAUUGAAUGGAUAGGACAGUGCCAACGAGCUCCAACGAUUUUAAUAUUAGACGAAGUUCAACUGAUAUACAAACAAGAGCGUGGAAUUGACGAAAAUAAGAAAUCGAGUGCAGAUGUAUUUUGGAAAACUAUCAAGGGUUGUCUUCAAGAAAUGACAAACAUUUAUAUUAUUAUGUUUGGAGCAUACGUAUAUCAUAGUGCCAACUCUGCAGGACUUUCGACUCCUGUUGAGAUACCACCAUCGAAAUGCAAAGGUCUUAUGGAUAUCAAAUUUACUUACGAGGAGUCAAAAGAAUAUGUUGAAAGGUUCUGCGAAAAAUACUUCCGAUUAAACCCUCACGACGUCUCACAAUUUAGUGAAUAUAUUCAAACAACGACAGAGGGACAUGUGGGUUUGAUUUUUCACAUAUUGCGAUAUACAAAAGAGGCAAUGGAGCGACGGAUUCGUGAAAAUGUGUUGACUUGGAAAGACAUAUUUGCGUACCUGAAUUCACAUGAUUUCAAUUUGACACUUGAUGCAUGCCGUGCUUCACCCAAAGUCAAAAGUUUUUCUCGUGAGCAAUUGGUAAUAUGCGAACAUGUUUACUUAAAUGGGAAGAUUCUUUUCAGACCUCACGAUAUGAACACUCAGUGUUUAGUCAAAUCUGGCAUUCUUGUGGUUAAUGAUGGACGUCUAUAUUUUUCAGCACCUCUCAUUAAGCGAUCAUUUUUCCAGCAAUGUUAUGGAAGUCAAUACAGUGCCGAAACUACACCUCCAUCAUUAUAUCAUUUUAUUGUGAAGAUUUUCACAGCAAUGUGUAAUGGACAAAGCAGCAAAAUUUUAAGAGAUGGAAGCCCUUUAGAACAAACAUUGCAAAAAGAAUUUUAUAGAAUCGGAACACAAGUAUUAGGGAUGGGUCAUUUUCUAUCAUGUGACGUGGGCGCAGUUUUUGGAUGUGAUGGAUAUAUCGAUUUUUAUGUGGAUAAGUUGGACUGGGCAAUAGAGCUUUUGAGAGAUGGUAAGGAUAUGACCGAACAUAGUAGGAGGUUUGAACCUGCAGGAGAAUAUGAAGAGAUUGUUAGAUAUGCGAAGAGUAUAGCUAUUAUUGAUAUUCGCAGUGAAUCGAAGAAGGUUCGAAAACUGCAGAAGGAUUUCAUACACGUAUCAUGCUCCGAAAAUUAUAAUGCGUUCAAGAUAGAAUGUUUGGGCAAAGAUCCUUUGACUGUUAAGAUUCGAGAUUAG
Messenger RNA from Ambispora gerdemannii, 1718 nucleotides. NCBI's taxonomy places the organism in Eukaryota, Fungi, Glomeromycota, Glomeromycetes, Archaeosporales, Ambisporaceae. The record is from the annotation of a GenBank genome assembly.